Achroia grisella is the source of this 5818-nucleotide messenger RNA. RefSeq names its product ras GTPase-activating-like protein IQGAP1. The record is from RefSeq and is a predicted model, not a curated record. Gene Ontology annotation, molecular function: actin filament binding; calmodulin binding; GTPase activator activity. Gene Ontology annotation, biological process: regulation of GTPase activity; regulation of actin cytoskeleton organization. Gene Ontology annotation, cellular component: cytoplasm. Lineage: Eukaryota; Metazoa; Arthropoda; Insecta; Lepidoptera; Pyralidae. Bases 52 to 4980 code for a protein of 1642 amino acids. The transcript has 14 exons.
ACGUGUGAAAAGUGAGUGGCUCAUGUUUUGUGAAAUCUUUACCCUUUAAAUAUGUCGUCUUUUCACAAAAAUGCAGAUGAAAUCCGUAUUGGGAAGAUCGAUGACUGCGAUUCAGAUAUUCGCAAAACUGGGCAAGAGAUGGAUGUGAUCCGACAGAGAACUAUUGCAUAUGAAUACUUAUGUAGAUUGGAAGAAGCCAAAACCUGGAUGGAAACAUGUUUGAAAGAAAGAUUACCACAUGCUACUGAUUUUGAAGAAAGCUUGCGCAAUGGAGUUUAUUUGGCUAAGCUUGGGAAUUUCAUAGCACCUGAAGCACUUACAUUAAAUAAGAUUUAUGAUAUUGACCAAAGACGAUAUAAGAUUAUGGGUCUACAAUUUAAACACACAGACAAUAUAAAUAAUUUUUUACAAAUAUUAAGAAAAACUGAGUUACCUCUGACUUUUCAACCUGAAACUACUGAUAUUUAUGACAAGAAGAACAUGCCUCGAGUAAUUUAUUGUUUACAUGCUCUAAGUUCACAUUUGUUUAAAAUUGGUAAAGCACCUUUAAUUCAUGAUGUGUUUGGGACAGCAGUCUUCACAGAUGAAGAACUUGAUACAGUUUCUAAAGAUUUACAGAAAUGUGAACAUGCACUCCCUAUGUUUAAGAAAAUAGGUGGUAUAUUAUCAAAAAAUGCAGAUGAUAAUGGCAGUACUCAUAAAGCAAUUUUGUCAUUAAAUAGAGCUUUAGACACAGAAAAAUCAAUUACAUCUGCCAUACUGAAUCCUCAACUUAAAUUACAAUAUGUUCAAAAUAGGCUCAUAAAUGAAUAUAAAAAUGUUUUACAGGCAGCCAAACGUGAUAAAGUACAGACUGCACUUAAUCAUUCCCUUAGUGAUAGUUAUGUUCCUGAUGAGUAUGAUGAAUUACUAACACAGUUUGAAAUUCAGGGUUAUAUUACUGCUGUUAAUUAUAAAUUUCUAUGGAAGGCUUUAUGUUCUGCAUGCCAAAAUGAUGAUGUGAAUAGUUUACAUAAGAUAUUUAAUGAAGACUGGGUAAAGUUAAAGAACUAUGUUUCUAACAACAUAGACUUUUAUUGUGAUGUGGUCAAAGAAAUCAUGGAAUGCAGCAAGGAUGUUGAUGUAGAAAGUGUUACAAAUUGGAAUAUGAUAUUUCAAAAUAUUGUAAAUGAGGGUAAUAAAAAAUCAAGUGAGCAUAUAGACCAUAAAGAUGCUAUUACUCAAGUAAAUCAUGCAUUAGACAGUGGAAAUUCAAAUGAUUUAUAUUUAGCAUUAAUCAAUGCAAACUUAGGGUUACAUUUAAAAAUUGAAAAAUAUGCAUCGCCACUAUUGUUUGAAGAAAUGAAAUUGGAAAAAUAUGAGAUGGAGAGAAAUUUGAAUGAAAAUGAAAUAGCAGCAUCUGUGUCUUACUUAACAUCUAUAGCUGCUAUAUCUCAAGCUGUAGAUAGAGGAGAUGAAGAAGCUGUGUGGAAUUCACUUAUUUCUAAACAAAUCCAUUUGGAAGGUCUUCGAUCACAUUGUAGGCGUCGCUACUUUUCAGCUUUGGUGAAUGCACUCCAAGUAAAAAUCAGAGAAAACUGCGCAUGUCCUCUUCUUACAUUAGAAGAUAUUUGUGACACCAUUGAAAUGGUUAACAUGAAGGAUGAUGAUGAUGAGGAAUUGGUGGCUGUAAUAGAUAGUAUAAAUAAAGCAGUUUUUGAAGAAGAUUCUGAAAAACUGAUGUCACUGUUGAAAUCAUCAUGUAUAAAAUAUUCAUCGCCUCUACAUAAAGAUGAACAAAAUUUAUACAUGCGGUUGCUAAAAAAGAAAUUAGUACACCGAGAAUCACAAAAUCUGUGGUUAGAUGACAUUGUUGAUACUAUUAAUGAAGUCAAUACUGAGUCAAUAAGAGUAAAGGAGCUGACUGAUGCUUUAGUACGGCUGAACCUUGCAGUUAUUAAAAAUGAUACUGUUGAAUUUUGGAAUGCUCUUUCAUGCCCUCUACUCUCUGGUUCAGUAAUGUUAGAACAUUCAUGCAUAGAUAUCUACUUCCAAAUGUUUUCCAAAACACUAAAAAAGAGAGGACAUCACAUUUGUCCCUGGGUUGUCUGCCACACUGAAGCUGGAAAUACAGUUUAUAUUGAUGUGGAGUCAUACACAUAUAAUUGGAAUACUCCUAAAGAUUUUGUUCCUUAUGCGCGUUAUUUAUCUAGAAAAGAUAUCAGUAUUCUUAUAGAAAAAACAAAUAAACACCAUGUCAAUAAAUAUAAACAAUUGAUUAUAGAAAAUUCUAUUCUGAAAAUACAAGCGGCUUGUAGAGGAUAUUUGUUUAGAUUGAAAUUGAAACAAAGGCUUCAGUACUUCAGAGACAAUGUUAAGUAUAUUGUUAAGAUUCAAGCAUGGUGGAAGCAAGUGUUGAUUCAGAGAAAGUAUGGGACAGUGAUAAAAAUUAAAACUAUAGAGGCCAAAUUGAAACGUGAGAGGAAACAAAAUCCAUGGGCAUGGUAUAAAAUUCAGGAACAAAAAAUAAUAAAAAUUCAAGCUUUAUGGCGUGGUAGACGAGCUCGUGAAGCCUUUACUUCUUUAUUUCAUUCAACUAAUCCGCCUCUCAAAGCAAUAAAAAAGUUCAUGCCGUUAUUAGCUUUCUCUACAGAAGAUUAUGAUCGAGAAAUAGAAUUACAGACAUCGAAAUCUGAAGUAGUCCAGUCAAUAAGGAAAAAUCAAGAAUUGUCUAAACAAAUAGAUGAUAUGGAUUUAAAAAUUGGUCUUCUAGUGCAAAAUCGAAUCGCUUUGCAAGAAGUAGCUGCUCAUGGGUUGAAAUUAAAUAAUUUGGUUAAACACAAUUCCAUGACGAAAUUAGUUUUCCAAAAUCGUCACGACAGCAAGGGAUCAUUUAUGACUGUUACUACAGCGGUAAAAGGACUAAAAUCAUUGACUAAAGAAAGUAAAAAAUUAUUGGAUGGAUAUCAACAUUUGUUUUAUGAGCUACAAACGAACCCAACAUAUCUUUCAAAGCUUCUUUUUUGUAUACCCCAAAACAAAACUAACUUCUUUCUACAGAAUGUGGUUUUAAGCCUUUAUAAUUUUGGUGCAUAUGACAGAGAUGAGUAUCUUUUAUUAAAAUUAUUCAGAUUUACACUAGAAGAAGAAAUAAGAUGUAAAGUUGUUAAACCUUUUGAUGUUAUUGCAUCCACACCUUUAGUGUUAAAGAUGGCAGUUAGCUUGUCUAGGCAACUCUCUGGUUUAAACAAUUUGCAAACUAUCAUCGGCCCACUUGUGGAAAAAAUGUUGAAUGAUAGAGAUUUAAACAUUGAGACUGGUCCAGUUGAAAUUUAUAAGGCUUGGAGAAAUGAAACAGAAAUGAAAACGGGUAAAAUUUCAAAGUUACCAUAUACAGUCACUCAAGAGGAAGCGUUAAAUUAUCCAGAAGUGAAACUUCGUUUAGAAAAAGCAUUCCGUCAGUUGAAGUCAAUUGUGUCUAUGUUUUUGGACAAAAUUUUAGAAUCUACAGAUAUUUUUCCCUUUUGCAUUACAUAUAUGGCGCGAGUACUACACAGAACACUAAUCUCAAAAUUCCCUCAUACACCUGAAAAAGAUAUUCUAAAGGUUAUUGGUAAUUUAGUUUAUUAUCAAUUUUUAAAUGCUGCUAUUGUAGCUCCUGAUGCUUUUCACGUAAUCAACUUGCCGAGAGGAGCAGCGCUCACAACAGACCAACGAAAGAAUUUAGCAUCUGUUGCAAAAAUUUUGCAUUUCUCUGCAGCGAAAAAAGGCUUUGGCGAGGAGUCGAGUCAUCUACGAUAUUUAAAUCCAUUUAUAAUAGAGUGCCACGAAAAAAUGAAGGAGUUGUUCCGGAAAUGUUGUCGUGGACCCACUCUUGAGGAAUACUUCGCUGUCGACGAGUAUACAGAAGCGACUUUGUUACAUCACCCUCAUAUUUAUAUUACUGUCCAGGAGAUAGUAGACACCCAUGCUCUUGUGGUUGAGUAUUUGGAUAUUAUUGCGCCGAAUCCCAACGACCGACUCAAUGAACUAUUAGAUGAUUUAGGAGAGGUGCCCAGCGUAGCUCAGCUUGCGUCACGCGAUGUAGACACACAAAUCGGAGAAACAGCUGAAGAAAAUGCUAGACUAGAAGUGUGUUUAGCUUUGGUGAAUAAAUUUCAAGCACCCUCGAAUGAUAUGACUGACCUAAAUAAGCUGUUUGUUAAAACCAAAGAGUUAUGUGUCGCUAUUGUACCUUUUCUGAAUGGUGAUCAUCUGUUAGAAGCACUAUGUAUUGGAACUACUAGAGAACAGCAGGAACAAUAUGCUGAACAAGUUCAGAGACGCAUUUAUUCUGGCCAAGCCAAAGCGGAUGAAGUGAUGUCGUUACGGGAACAUAUUGCAAAACUCCGUCGUAACCUUCAGUUAUUAGAAGACGAUGGAUAUGUUACCAGGGAAGAUGGCUACCAAGCUUUAAUAACGUCUAUCGCUCUUGACUUGUGUAAUAAGGGUAAAUACAGGCAAGCACAAAGAAAAGCUUUGGCCACUCUUACUCGUACAAAACAGAGUUUACAAGAGAAAACAAAAUAUUAUGAAGAAAAGUGUCAGUCAUAUGAUCAGUACAUUAAAUCCUGUCUCGCAAAUCUUCAUGCCGGCAAAAGAAGCGUCCAUGCUUGUCUAAGACGAUCGGGGAAAGAUACACAGAAAGUGAAAUCUAAGUUAACUGUGAAAUACUCUGGUAUGAAACUAAUGGAAAGGGGUGUGUUAUUGGAAAUAGAUGGACUUUCUCAAUCACAGUUCAAGAAUGUACAAUUUGAAAUCACACCAACAGAUCACAAUGGUGUAUUUACAAUCAAAGGAAAAUUUAUGGGAGUGGAAAUGGAAUCUCUUGAAAUAGAUAUUCAGGACUUAUUGCAGAAACAAUAUGAGGGCUGUGCCAUAAUGGACAUGUUCGGAAAAGCAAAAAUAAAUGUUAAUUUACUUAUAUUCUUAUUGAAUAGUAAAUUCUAUGGUAAAUCAUAGCAUAUAUAUUAACAAUAGGAAUUUUGAUACUUACAGUUUUUACCAUUACACUUUUCCGCCUAGCGAGGCAGGCCUCGUAUUACGGGAUUUCUCAAAAAAAUUAUCUUGUUCAAUGAAAUAUUUAACACAAAUUGUAAAACUGACUAUUGUAAAGUUCUCUACGAAUGACACGAUUUGGGUAAUGUUAACAAACUGUCUGGAUAAUCAAUAUGGUCUCUGCCAAUUGACACAUUAGCUUAAGGAACAUGUCCUAAAUGCAAUUUCUAUAUUUUAAAUCAUCACUUGUAUUACUACUGUACUGUAAGACUGUUUAUGAAUUACUUGAUGUGGCAUUCAAACUAUACUCCUUUAACUGUAUUUUUUAGUUUGACUGUAUUUUCCACACUUAUCUUCUUAUUGAUCACAUUGUUUUUUCGUAAGCCUAUUAAAUACCAUAAUGUCAGGAUUCCAGUUCCAAUGGAUUACCAGGACUAAUGUCGUUAAUUAUGCGAAGACAGAUACAUCCCACCAAUUAUGUCCUAAAUCAUGUUCUUUAUAAAACAAAUGUUCUAGAUCAAUUUGAGAUUUGUAGUAAUAAAAUUGCCUAUUUAAAUGUAUGUCCAGUCAAAUUGAAUUUUGGCAUUGAAUACCAAAUUUUUCUACUUUUCAAUGAAGUAUUAUGUUAUACCAAAUAAUUGCUUUAUAAAUAUACAUAGAAUGGACUUGUACUUUUAACGACUUUAAUAUUUAAAUAUUUUUUUAGUUAUAUAUUUUUAAGUUUAAUGUUAGUAAUAGUUCAUAAUGCACUAACACUUUACCAACUCUGAUGACUUAUUUAAAUGUAUAACAAUUUAUAAAU